Messenger RNA from Stylophora pistillata, 1167 nucleotides. Its product is annotated as guided entry of tail-anchored proteins factor 1. Gene Ontology annotation, biological process: tail-anchored membrane protein insertion into ER membrane. Gene Ontology annotation, cellular component: GET complex. The record is from RefSeq and is a predicted model, not a curated record. Gene Ontology annotation, molecular function: protein-membrane adaptor activity. NCBI's taxonomy places the organism in Eukaryota, Metazoa, Cnidaria, Anthozoa, Scleractinia, Pocilloporidae.
CAAGAUGGCGGUCUCAAUGGUUCUGUUCGUGUUCGUGUAUGUAUUUGUCAUGAGAAUUCUUUACAAAUCGUCCGGAUUUCUGGCUGACUGGUUGCCAAGACUUUUGAUGAGUAAACGACAGAAUAAGAGUCACGUGAAAGACACAAUCACGGAACUGAAGAAUGAGCAAAUUAAGAUAAAUGCUCAGGAUGAGUUUGCUCAAUACAUGCGCCUUGAUAGAAAAAUUAAGAAAUUGACUGAGGAGCUGUCACAAACAGUGAAACAGAGAAGUGAGAAGAUAUUGCAAAUAAGAAAAAUUUUAACAGUAAUAUUCAUGGGACUACUGGGCAUUUGUCAUAUAACAUUUCUGAUGCUGUACAGAAAGGAGCCAGUGGUGUUGUUACCUGUGGAGUGGUUCUAUCCACUUAACACUAUUUUAGCAUUCCCUACUGGAAUACCUGGGGCUGUUGGACUUCCAUGCUGGAUAGUUACAUCAAAUAAAAUCAUCUCAACUGUACUAUUUUGAGAUUAGCGAAGACAUAACUAUACUAAAGGUGGUAAGAGGCAGUAAAAACUGAGACUGAAAAGAUGUCAGUUCUGCUUUGCAGCCCAGCCCUUGCUGUGGUCUGAUUGGAAGAAUACAUAACCUGCCUUCAUGAUGCUUAACGUUGGAGAAAAUGCACUGCAGUGAGAGCUAGAACACCAUGGUCUAAUUACUUUCAAGUAAUGGAUGAACCCAGAUUUGAGGGGGUGGGGGUGGGGUGGGGAGGGACUUCAUUUACUAUCCUGAUGUAAGAGUGUCCCCACAAGAUAACUGAAACUAUCAUUGAAAUGUGUCCAUCACUGAAUAAUGACAACAGUGCACCCUUAGCUGUACGUCGUGCUGAAGUGAGAAAGUCAGUCAUACAUGUUGUGCGGGCAAACAAAGGGCCAUUCUGAAAUGACUGUAAGAUGUUUAUUGUCUUCUGUAAUAUUCAGAAACAAUAAGUAGCGCCAAGAAAAAUUGUAAUCAUGUGCUAAUUCUACAUAACAUUCGAAGCGAUCCUAAAGAAAUCGCCAGGCGUUACACUCACUCAACGGGACAAUAGAGCUUUUUUUUCUUGCGUAGGAGGCAGUAGCCAUGAAAAGCCCAACUUCAAACUUGUAAUAUUAUUUGAAAAAUUAUUAAAACGAGGUAAAAAACACUCA